Molecule: messenger RNA, 486 nt
Organism: Brassica napus (rape)
Lineage: Eukaryota; Viridiplantae; Streptophyta; Magnoliopsida; Brassicales; Brassicaceae
Product: putative defensin-like protein 83
Exons: 2
Coding region: 136-414 (92 amino acids)
Source: RefSeq, a predicted model, not a curated record
CAUGUUCAUAACUUCAUAUGAUACAAGAACUUCUAAGCUUGAUUUCGAUCUUUAUUUUCAUUAGUUUAAUUUCCAGUGAGAUUGAAAUCCGUAUAUUCUAACAACGAGUUGCAGCAUCUUUUAGCAACAUCAAUAAUGUCAACCACUAAAUUUCCAUCUCUUAUAUUUUCUUUGGUGAUGGUAACUGCCCUCUUUCUUAUGCCUAUAAUUUCAGGACAGAUGGUGCCAUGUCUACCCGGGGAAUGUACAAACUCAUCAGUAUGCAAUUCAGCUUGCAAAUCUAAAGGAUACAGAGGAGGGGUUUGUGUAAAGAUGGAUCUUGGCGCAAAGAGCGGUGCUUGUUGCUGCAGACGUAAUUUUGAAUCUCAAGAUUCUUCCAUGUCUUAUGAUGCUAAUGCCCUCAUUCCUAACUAAUUCAUUAUUUUAUAGAUAUGUAAUUUUUAUUAUAUGAAUAAAAACAUAUAAUCAAAUAUAUAUGCUUGAAUA